This is a messenger RNA of Nicotiana attenuata, 971 nucleotides long. RefSeq lists its product as uncharacterized. The transcript has a single exon. The record is from RefSeq and is a predicted model, not a curated record. Lineage: Eukaryota; Viridiplantae; Streptophyta; Magnoliopsida; Solanales; Solanaceae. Bases 169 to 906 code for a protein of 245 amino acids. Gene Ontology annotation, molecular function: S-adenosylmethionine-dependent methyltransferase activity.
CUUAUUCCUCCCAAAAUUCAAUGCUUUUCUUGUUAUUUCACGCAAUCCUCCUCCCUCGACACCACUCACCCGCAUUAUGUAGAGAAUUUCCCAUAACAAACCUUCUGUUCAAAACAAGAAACCCACUUUUUUACGUGUAAAUAUAUCCAUUUUUCAUAUCAUGCAAGCAUGAAGAUAAAUCUUCAGAAACUGCCUCUAGCCAUCAAGCCUUUCAUCCUUUCCCUCUUUCUCUCUCUAUCCUUCUUAGCCUUCCUUUCUUUACAAACUCCACGUCACUCUCUCCAAAAACCCACCACCGCUAACCUCCCACCGGAUCUCCGAAUCCGACCCGGUUAUUCUUCGUACGAUGCAUACAUCGAGCGCCAGCUCAACAAGACCCUUAACCCGAAACUCCGACAAAUCUGGACAACCCGGGAUUGGGAUCGCAAAGUCCGCGUCUUCUCCGAAUUCUUCGAAAAUUUGAAGCUUCGAGGUUUCUUAUCUAAUAACUCAAAAGCUCUUUGCGUUGGUGCACGGGUCGGGCAGGAAGUGGCGGCACUAAAACGGGUCGGAGUUAACGAUUCAGUUGGCAUUGACCUGGUACCUUAUCCUCCGUUAGUGAUUAAAGGUGAUUUUCAUCAUCAGCCGUUCGAUGAUCGGACUUUUGAUUUAGAGUUUUCAAAUGUGUUUGAUCAUGCGCUUUAUCCAUGGAAGUUCGUCGGGGAGAUUGAACGGACGUUAAAGCCCGGCGGGAUUUGCGUGUUACACGUGGCGUUAUCUAGACGGGCUGAUAAGUAUUCGGCUAAUGAUUUGUACAGUGUGGAGCCACUCAAGGAAUUGUUCAAGAUGUGUGAGCUGGUUGAGGUGAGGCGCAUUGAUGGAUUUGGGUUGGAUACUGAGGUGGUUUUUAGGAAGAAGAAAAAGUAGAAAACGAAACAAAUUCAUUUUUGUGAAUCUUAUAUGCAUUAGGUUUUUAAUUUGCUUUUACAUUA